CGGCCAGUGGACCUAGAAGACUGAUAGUUUAAAUAUAAUGGAGCAGUUGAUUACUGUUAUGUCGCCCUGAAUAUGAGUCACGGCCACACGUGUCACGUUACUGUUGUAGUUUGCUGUCGUUUAGCCAGAUACUGUACAAGCAGCGGUGUUGUACAGUGUUAAGGUAACGCUGAGCCUCGGUUCUGUCAGCGAGUCUUUGUGCGCAGAGAGGUGCGAGCGUGCGCGUCUGUAUGUGUGGCUGAGCGACAACCAAGGACCCAGAGAUGGCUGCCAGUAAAAGUAAAAAUCAGAGCUCUCUGGCACUGCACAAGGUAAUAAUGGUGGGAAGUGGAGGCGUGGGGAAGUCGGCCCUCACCCUGCAGUUCAUGUAUGAUGAGUUUGUGGAGGACUAUGAGCCCACCAAGGCCGACAGCUACAGAAAAAAGGUGGUUCUGGACGGGGAGGAAGUCCAGAUCGACAUCCUGGACACAGCGGGCCAGGAGGACUACGCCGCCAUCAGGGACAACUACUUUCGCAGCGGCGAGGGCUUUUUGCUGGUCUUCUCCAUCACAGAGCACGAGUCCUUCUCUGCAACUGUUGAGUUCAGGGAGCAGAUCUUGCGGGUGAAGGCAGAAGAGGACAAGAUCCCCCUCCUGCUGGUGGGGAACAAGUCCGACCUGGAGGAGCGCCGGCAGGUGUCUGUGGAGGAGGCCCGAGGGAAGGCGGAGGAGUGGGGCGUCCAGUACGUGGAGACGUCGGCCAAAACCAGAGCCAACGUCGACAAGGUGUUCUUUGACCUGAUGCGCGAUGUAAAAGGCAAGAAAAUGACGGAAAACAAAGACAAGAAUGGCAAAGCGAAGAAUAAAAAGAACAAGAAGAGCUUUAAGGAGAGGUGCUGUUUACUUUAACGUCGUCAUGGACCCUAACUCACUGCUCAGCUGCAAAACCGGGGGGACAAAGCGAAGGACCCUUCAAAUAAAAUGUCAUCUUUCAAAACCGCUGGUUAUAGUUUAGUUUCUGGAACAAUCAGAGCGGCGGAGUUUCCGGGACGAUAACCACUAUUGUGACUGACUCUAACUGCAGUUCAUGAUGGCUCUUAGGAAGCUAAUGACCAAACUGCUACCAACACUAAUGGCGCCGCACAAGACACUGCUCUGCUGUUUAACCCCGCGGUCGCACCCUGGUGCGUCCUCAUGCUCCGUUCAGUGGAGUACUUCUGCUCCCAGUCUCAGCCUGCAUAUUUCUGUCUGAGUCUAGACCCUUUGAGUAGAUCGCCAUUCGUUUCCGAGGAACUCUGCUGCUGCCUUUCAUUAAUAAUCACAAUCUACUGAAGAUAACCUCGCUUGUGUCUUUUCAGACAUUAGAGCAUGUUUUGAUCAGCUAUUGAAAUUUUAAAGUCUUUGCUUUUAUGUCCCCUUGACACUUUUCUAUAGUUUAGUUCUUUAGUACAUCCAGUGAUGUGAUUUUCUGAUGACAGGAAAGACGUCAAGUUAGUGCAAUCAGAGGACUUGUUGCCAAACAGGGUUAUUUUGGGCCUUACAUUAGAUAUGCUACUGACCGGACAGGGCUUUGUGUAGAUUUUGAGACUGUGAAAUGAAGGUUUUUUUCUAGUAUUGGUAGAUAAAUGGUGGAGAAAGCAUCUCGCAGCACAGAUUGCAUCCUGUUUUACAGAAUGGUUGGUUUUAUUUGCUGUGUGGUUGACGCUGACAAUCCAGGAGGCCAUAAUGACUCUGGGCCACAGUGUCAUAAUAAUCAUGGACUUUUAUGGUUCUUACCAGCUCAGAUGUUCCUUUUGUGGUCCCCUGGUCUUUUCCAAAGCCCAUGCACUACUUUGCCAAUACCUGAGAAGUGAACUUCACCGGUAGUGGAGUUACACAGGGGAGCUUUUUAAACAAUCUGCGCCAACCGAUGUACAAACAAAUGGAGCUGUCUGUGGAUGUACAGUCUGCAUUUUAGUGUGCGUGCGUGUGUGCGUGCGCGCGUGUGUGCAUUCGCUAGUAAUUCCUACCAGCUCGGAGUAAAGCCUUGAUGGCGUUGCCAACCUCUUAACUGUUGUUUAAUCAAGUGCUACAUUGAACACAAUGUUCCUGCCACUGCCUAGACAAUUCUUUAUAACGUGUCCUUCUUUUACUUGUAUUAUCCUAUUGAUUGAGUCUCUCCAAUGACUGUUGCCGAAUAAAUUGUUUUUCUUUGUAAA
Messenger RNA from Betta splendens (Siamese fighting fish), 2176 nucleotides. Its product is annotated as ras-related protein Ral-B. The coding region runs from base 264 to 887 and encodes 207 amino acids. Lineage: Eukaryota; Metazoa; Chordata; Actinopteri; Anabantiformes; Osphronemidae. Gene Ontology annotation, cellular component: plasma membrane. The transcript is spliced from 5 exons. Gene Ontology annotation, biological process: Ras protein signal transduction. The record is from RefSeq and is a predicted model, not a curated record. Gene Ontology annotation, molecular function: GTPase activity; GDP binding; GTP binding.